AGGAAAGCGGGGCGCAAGGCGGGACUUUGCUGGGGUGGCGACCAAUAGGCUACGGGGGGCAGGGCUUCGCGUGGCGAAUAGCUGACGGGAUCGGCCGGGGCUGGGCCUCCCAGAGCACCUCUCCAGUGGGCCCGAACGCAGCAAGUAAAUUUCCGUAUGGCGUCCCCUGAAAUUGUUUCCAUCUCAUGGGGUCAAAUCAAAGUGCAAGGCUCCAUGAAAACAUAUAAGGAUUGCAAAGUAUGGCCAGGAGGUAGUCAGGCAUGGGAUUGGAGAGAAACAGGAACAGAGAGCUAUUGCUGGGGCUUCAUGCCUGCAAGUUUCUACCAUCUUUGGCAGUGUCUCACCCUCAUGCUGGUAGGGACCAAGUGAUUGAUCCUGGGUCCUCAUGCAUGCAUUCUCCAGGUGUGCAACCAGCAGAUGUGGAAGAUGUGGUCAAGCAGGGUGUGCAGACCCUUGUGAUUGGCCGAGGGAUGAGUGAGGCACUGAAGGUGCCUGCAUCAACCAUGGAGUAUCUCCUGAAACAAGGCAUUGAUGUGCGGGUGCUCCAGACAGAGCAGGCAGUGAAGGAGUACAACUCUUUGGCUGCCCAGGGCAUCAGGGUGGGGGGUGUCUUCCACUCCACCUGCUGAUGGAACCUUGAGAAAAGAAUAAAUCACUAAGCAGCA
Molecule: messenger RNA, 665 nt
Organism: Erinaceus europaeus (western European hedgehog)
Lineage: Eukaryota; Metazoa; Chordata; Mammalia; Eulipotyphla; Erinaceidae
Gene: AAMDC
Product: adipogenesis associated Mth938 domain containing
Exons: 5
Coding region: 261-629 (122 amino acids)
Biological process (GO): positive regulation of fat cell differentiation
Cellular component (GO): cytoplasm
Source: RefSeq, a predicted model, not a curated record